UGAACUUGUUUUUAUGCGUGAAGGGAGGUUGUGAGUUGUGAGUCGUGACAGAGUUGUUGACAAGCACCCAUUAAAGAAAGGACAUGGUCAAAAAUGACAAUUAAGCAAAUACCAAUUAUUUUGGAGGUUGCAAAUGCAGGGCAUCUUCGCAUCUUUCUUCUGUAACGAAGUAUAACUAACAUUUGGAUCCCCAGAUUCCUCUCUCUUUCUUUAUCUUUCUUUCAAUUAAUAGCUCCCAAUUACAGUUCUGCACUUUAAUUACGCCGUCGUUUCACAUCGUUUUCCUUCAACAUAAAUCCCCUGCUUUUCUGGGUUUCAUUUCUAGCUCCACAUUUCUGGGUCCCAAAAUCUCUUCAGUGAAGAGAUCGAGGACAAGACGAUGUGUAAUCAAAGUGGUCAAUGUUCAUCAAGAAGUCGAAACAAACAAGGGAAAGGGAAAAGGUUAUGGAAGAAAGUCAAAUAUCAAUUAGUGGAGUACCAUUCUUUGCCAGGCUAUUUGCGAGACAAUGAGUAUAUUCAAGGUCAUUACAGAGCUAAUUGGCCAUUAAAGCAAGCUUUCUUCAGCAUUUUCUCUAUCCAUAAUGAAACCCUCAAUGUCUGGACACAUUUGAUUGGAUUCUUCUUUUUCUUAUGUCUGACAAUCUACACUGCAAAGAAGGUUCCUGAGGUUGUCGAUCUUCAUUCAAUUCAACAUCUUCCUGAUCUGCACAAGAUGCAUGCUGAUCUAAUGACUUGUCUUCCUUCAUUACCUGACAUGUCUGAUCUUCAUAAGCUUCGCGAAGAACUGAGAACAUCAAUGCCAUCUGGUUGGCACAUUCUGGAGCUCCUCUCUAACUGUUUGCCAGACCGCUUUUUUAGUGGAAAUCAGACUGAUGCAAGUGUUCUGCAUAACAUGACAGAUGAGUUGGCAAACGUAAUAGGACCUUUCAUAAGACGACCGGUAACUCGUUGGCCAUUCUUCGCCUACUUAGGAGGAGCAAUGUUCUGCUUACUAGCUAGCAGUAUAUGUCACCUAAUAUCCUGCCACUCGGAACGCUGUUCAUACAUCAUGCUCAGAGUAGACUACGCCGGAAUCGCAUCCCUAAUCUCAACCUCCUUCUACCCUUUAGUCUACUACUCCUUCAUGUGCCAUCCCUUUUUUCGAAACCUUUACAUGGGGUUCAUCACUGUUUUAGCAAUCGCGACAGUUAUGUUCUCUCUCCUCCCACAAUUUGAAAAACCAGAGUUUCGAACCAUACGAGCUGUUUUAUUUUCUGGGAUGGGACUUUCUGGUAUACUUCCUAUUCUGCAUAAAAACAUCUUGUACUGGAAUCAACCUGCAGCAAUUCAUACUACUGGUUAUGAGCUUUUAAUGGGGAUGUUUUACGCACUUGGUGCCCUUGUUUAUGCAACUAGAGUUCCUGAAAGAUGGAUGCCUGGGAAAUUCGACAUUGCAGGACAUAGUCAUCAAUUGUUUCAUAUACUUGUUGUUGCUGGUGCGUAUAGUCAUUAUCGUGCUGGGUUGGUGUAUCUACAAUGGAGAGAUUUUGAAGGUUGUUAGUUGAAAUUCCAGGAAAAACAUAUUCUAGGUCAGUAAUUGUUUAUUUUUGUAUACCAUUCUUCCAGAUAUUCCCAACUGUAAUUAGUGCAUUGAAGUGGUAUAUGAUGUUUGAAUGCAUCUGAAUAUCUGCAGCUACCAAGUACUGUAUUUCAUAGGUGAUUUAGGUUAAAGUGUUGUACUUUGGAUAUUGUACUAAGUGAUUUUACAGGAAAAACUAUUACUCUGUACUGUAUUGAUUGAUGUUCUUGUUACAUAAACUUUCAUGUAGAUUCAUUACUUA
Spinacia oleracea (spinach) is the source of this 1820-nucleotide messenger RNA. Its product is annotated as heptahelical transmembrane protein 4. Gene Ontology annotation, biological process: response to hormone. The transcript is spliced from 4 exons. The coding region runs from base 380 to 1540 and encodes 386 amino acids. The record is from RefSeq and is a predicted model, not a curated record. Gene Ontology annotation, molecular function: signaling receptor activity. Lineage: Eukaryota; Viridiplantae; Streptophyta; Magnoliopsida; Caryophyllales; Amaranthaceae. Gene Ontology annotation, cellular component: membrane.